Messenger RNA from Corythoichthys intestinalis (scribbled pipefish), 735 nucleotides. RefSeq names its product protamine-like protein. NCBI's taxonomy places the organism in Eukaryota, Metazoa, Chordata, Actinopteri, Syngnathiformes, Syngnathidae. The record is from RefSeq and is a predicted model, not a curated record. Gene Ontology annotation, molecular function: DNA binding. The transcript is spliced from 2 exons. Gene Ontology annotation, cellular component: nucleosome. The coding region runs from base 1 to 735 and encodes 244 amino acids. Gene Ontology annotation, biological process: nucleosome assembly.
AUGACAGAAAUCGAGUACCGUCUUGAUGUGCUUCGUGCAACUAAUGUUGGAACGAAGGCACAUUCUACAAUGUCGAUAUCACUUGGGGCCACGUCUCCAAGGAAACAGAGGAAGAAGACCGGCCCCACGGUGUCCAUCCUCAUCCUAAAUGCCAUCUCUUCCUACGACGCUCCACGCGGCGUGUCACUUGUGGCCCUUAAGAAGGUGCUGAAAGCUCACGGCUACGAUGUCGCCCGGAACCGAGCCCGUAUUCGCCUCGCUUUGCGCAGAAUGGUGGCCAAAAAAGUCAUCGUGCGCACGCGUGGCAAAGGGGUUUCCGGUUCCUUCAAGCUCAACCCCAGACCGCCCAGUGGUCGCAGAAGGCGGGCUAACAAGGGGGGAGGGAGAAACAAGAGACGGAGGAGGAAGGGGAAGAGGAGGAAGUCCCAGGCGAGGAGAGCAAGGAGGAGGCGCUCCAGGAGGGGGCGCUCCAGGAGAGGGCGCCCAAGAAGGGGGCACUCCAGAAGGGGGGGAUCCAAGCGUGGGCGAUCCAGGAGGGGGCGUUCCAGGAGGCCGCACUCCAGGAGAAGACGCAGGAGGGCCACCCCUGCCAGGAAAAAGUCGACCAGGAGGAGGACUAGAAGGGCUCCGAGAAGGAAGACUCCUCAAAAAACCAGGAGGGUCCAAAGCAGGAGGACCAAGCCCGCCAAGAUGUACAGGAGAAGGGGGAGGAGGAGGAGCGGAAGGUAUUAUUAA